Molecule: messenger RNA, 2445 nt
Organism: Drosophila busckii
Lineage: Eukaryota; Metazoa; Arthropoda; Insecta; Diptera; Drosophilidae
Gene: l(2)dtl
Product: protein lethal(2)denticleless
Exons: 2
Coding region: 123-2333 (736 amino acids)
Biological process (GO): mitotic G2 DNA damage checkpoint signaling; proteasome-mediated ubiquitin-dependent protein catabolic process
Cellular component (GO): nucleus
Molecular function (GO): protein binding; protein-macromolecule adaptor activity
Source: RefSeq, a predicted model, not a curated record
GGGUGAUCAUGUAUAGCAGAUAAAUGCUACAUAGUUGAAUUUAGAAAACAAAAUAAAAAAGAAUUAAGUAAAGUAGUAGAAACGCGUUAGAAGCCACUUUUACUAUCCUGACAGUAUUGAUAAUGAACAUAUAUAGUAAAUUGCGCAAUAGAGAACACGGGCUAGCAAAUGACCACAGCUAUGACUUCGCACUGCGUCGUCUAUGUGUGGCACGCCAGGACAGCUGGCGCGGCAUAGCACCUGCCAACUACAGUCCGGACUUCAAUCCAGAGCCGCCUAUAUUCUCUGCAAAGUUUGCCAACUGUGACGGAUAUAGACACAUCUUGGCCAUAGCUAAUGAGGAUGGCAAAAUAGCGCUGCAGGACACGACACAACGGAACCAGGAGCCAGAGGAACAAUCGCUUGGCGCACCACAAUGUCACUUUAAUGCCGUGUUUGAUCUGGAAUGGGCGCCGGGACAAAUGCGGUUUGUGUCCGCCUCUGGAGAUCAUACGGCGCGUCUCUGGGAGGUUACAGGCUCGGGCAUAUGUGGGCUAAACUCCUAUGUGGGUCACACGCGAUCUGUGAAGACUGCAGCAUUUAAGCGCACAGAUCCGGCUGUCUUUGCCACAGGUGGACGUGAUGGUGCCAUAUUAAUCUGGGAUAUACGCGCUAAUCUUAAUAUGGACUUGACCUCACGCGUUGAUAAUUGUAUUUAUAGCGGACAUACAGGUGGUCCGGGCACGCCGCAAUCACAACGCAAGCAGCGCAGCCGCACACCCAAAAUGUCCAACGCCGGCAGCAAUACAUCCAGCAGCAUUACUGGCUUGGCAUUUCAGGAUAACGACACGUUAAUUAGCUGUGGAGCUGGCGAUGGUGUUAUCAAAGUUUGGGACUUGCGUCGCAAUUACACGGCGUACAAGAAGGAACCGCUGCCCAGACAAAGUCUCCCCUAUGCCGGCCACUCCACAUUCAAAGGCUUUACCAAUGUCAUUGUAAAUGCAGCGGGCACUAAACUCUAUGCCAACUGCAUGGAUAAUACUAUUUACUGUUAUAACCUGGUGUCCUAUGCGCCCAAGCCUUUGGCCUGCUAUAAGGGUUUGUUAAAUUCUACGUUUUAUAUCAAGAGUUGUCUCAGUCCGGAUGGCAAAUAUUUGCUAAGUGGCAGCAGCGAUGAGCGUGCUUAUAUUUGGAAUUUGGAUCAUGCGGAGCAGCCACUGGUGGCUUUGUCCGGACACACUGUCGAGGUUACCUGUGUAGCCUGGAGCGCUAGUCAUGAUUGUCCCAUUGUGACCUGCAGCGAUGAUGCAAGGCACAAGAUUUGGCGUAUUGGCCCAGCGCCGGAUACGCUUAGCGCGACGGAAUUUAAUGAACAGUAUCGAGGCCAGGCCAGUUAUGUGCGUCAGUUUGAGCGACAAAAACCGCAACAACAGCUGCAUGAACUGGAGUCUACGCCGCGCUCAUUAAAGCGACUGAUGGAGCAGAAUGAGCGCACGCCCAGCAGCUUGGAGCCCAGCAGUGGCAAACGCAGCUUUAUGGACAUGCUGGGCGAGGUGUCGGGGGAGGAACAGCCGCUGCUAAAACGCAUCAAGCCAUUAGAGUCUAGGGGACGUCGCCUGUUUGCGCUGCCUGCAAUAAACGAGGAGCAGCUGGUGACGACAGCAACGCCUAGUUGUAAUCAGGAGAACAGUGCAACGGAUGUAUCACCGCUGUCACUGACCAGCGCUGGCAAACCGUCGCCAUCACCGCUUAGCGAGCAGCAUGCGAAUCAUAUGCUUUACACCUCACCGCCCACCACAUCUGCGCAAGCUUUACUGCAAUCGCAGUUGCAGGUCACGCCGUUAAUCUACUCGCCCACCUCGAAUCUGCCCAACUAUGUGCUGGAUGGUGAGGCGCCACAUUUGGGUAUUAUGUCACCCAAGCGCAAGGCCAAAGAGAAGGUCGACUGGCUGACCAAAAUACGUAAGCAGAAGCUGUUAACCACUAGUCGCGCCUCCAGCUUAACGCUUAGCGAUAAAAUGCAUGAGGAUGUUGCGGCUACUUCACCCGAUAUGCUUGCCUCGCCGCGUUUGCAAAGCCUACGACAGUCCGAGUGCAGUCCACGUUUGCAGGCCACGCCACGCCGUCGCAUUUCACACACGGAUAAUGGCCUACAUCCCCGAACGCCCACCUCCAGUCGACGCAACAGUGAGACUACGUUGCUGCGUUUCUUCAGCGUGCAACGCAGUAAAGAUACAACGCCGCCUCGUUCCGAGGAGUUGAGUGCACAGCCUGCCAGCUCUAGAGAAGCCUUAUCUACGCUACAUGCGGCCACGCCCCAUGCCAACACAACGGCUGUGGGCGGCAGCGAGUGAAUGUUAAUCCAAAUUGUUAGGCUAAGCUAAUGCUAAAUGUAAUUUUAACUUUUAAUAUUUGUACAGUUUGCAUACAAAAGACUAAAUAUAAAAUAAUCUAAUAUAUUAAACC